UAUUUCAAGAACAACCAUGACAUUUUAUAACACGUCUCUGAUACGAGUGAUAUUUACAGACGUCGAUCUUUUUCGUCAGACGUUCUUUUGCCAUAUCCAAACUCGUUGUUCACUGAGUUUUACUCAAACAUGGCAACCUUAUAAUUCUCUUCCGGGGGACCAAUCAACAAUCGUAAAGUGUGUGUUUGUUUUUAGGAGGAGGUCAUUGGAAAGUGAGAUUGCACGGUCUGUUGUCGGGUCUGUCUGUCGUGGGGGGCAGCACUGAGUGUGUCAGAAUUUCUGAUACCGGGUAGUAUUCUUCUAUCCUAACCGCGUGACAUAUGCGCAUCUAAACCAAAAUGCUGCGUCUGCUUGUACGGUUAAGGCCAUCUGCCAGCUUCUCACGGCACUGUGUCCUCUCAGUCUCGGGGCGCUCUCGGACAUCACCGGUAACAUUAUCGUGCCAUCCGAAGGGGCUCCACUCUGGUGGAUUAUAUCGUUUUUAUCAUGUUUAUUAUGGGGUCACCAGCAAAUCAUCACUGUGGGACCAAAGUACCAGUUUCCGACUCAACAAACGAUUCUACAGUUUACCUCCACAUCAGAAGGUGGAGCUACCAGCUUUGUCCCCAACUAUGCAGAUGGGCACCAUUGCCCGAUGGGAAAAAAAGGAGGGUGAUAAAAUAAAUGAAGGGGACCUGAUAGCCGAGGUGGAAACCGAUAAGGCAACGGUUGGAUUUGAGAUGCUGGAGGAGUGUUAUCUGGCCAAAAUCCUGGUGCCAGAGGGAACGAGAGAUGUGCCCCUUGGGGCGGUCAUCUGCAUCACUGUGGACAGUGCUGACCACAUCCCUGCCUUCAAAGACUUCUCUCGGGACAAGCUAUCAGCUGCAGCUCCCCCCUCGGUACCACCUCCUCCACCUCCUCCUCCCACCUCCUCUGCUCCUCCACAGGCUCCCGGGAGCUCCUACCCGGCCCAUAUGAAGGUAACCCUUCCAGCCCUCUCUCCCACCAUGACCAUGGGCACCGUCCAGCGCUGGGAGAAGAAGGUUGGCGAAAAACUGAGUGAGGGAGAUUUGCUGGCAGAGAUUGAGACAGACAAGGCAACUAUUGGUUUCGAAGUUCAAGAAGAGGGCUACCUGGCCAAGAUUAUGAUUGCAGAAGGAACUAGGGAUGUUCCCCUAGGAACGCCACUCUGCAUCAUUGUGGAGAAUGAAAGUGACAUCAAGGCAUUUGCAGACUACGUAGAGACAGGAAUCGCUGCAGCUCCUCCUCCUCCACCACCGGCGCCCGCUCCUCAGCUCGCCCCACCAGCUCCAGCACCUGCGGCCGCCACCGCUGCUCCCCCUGCCACGCCUCGGACAGGCUGGGUGUUUGCCAGUCCACUGGCCAGGAAACUGGCUCAAGAGAAGGGCAUUGACCUGGCACAGGUGUCUGGUUCAGGCCCAGAUGGCAGAGUAACCAGGAAAGACAUCGAAAGCUUCGUUCCAGCCAAAGCUGCGCCUCCUCCACCUGCUGCCACUCCCGUGGUGGCUCCUGCUGCCCCCACUGCUGCCCGCUCUGCCCCAGCUGUGGCGGCCGUGCCCACGGGCACCUUCACCGACAUCCCCAUCAGCAACAUGCGCAAGGUUAUUGCCCAGAGAUUGAUGCAGUCUAAGCAGACCAUCCCACACUAUUACCUGUCGGUGGAUGUUAACAUGGACCAAAUUUUGGAACUAAGGAAAGAACUCAAUAUGGAGCUGAAACUGGAGAACCUCAAGCUGUCUGUGAAUGAUUUUAUAAUCAAGGCUUCGGCUUUGGCCUGUCUGAAGGUGCCUGAGGCUAACUCCUCGUGGAUGGACACGGUCAUUCGCCAGAACCACGUUGUGGACGUCAGCGUGGCAGUAAGCACUCCUAAUGGCCUGAUCACUCCCAUCGUCUUCAAUGCCCAUAUUAAAGGCCUGGCAUCCAUCAGCAAGGACGUGGCCUCCCUGGCAGCCAAAGCACGUGAGGGAAAACUGCAACCUCAUGAAUUCCAGGGCGGCACCUUCACCAUCUCCAAUCUGGGCAUGUUUGGAAUCAAAAACUUCUCAGCCAUCAUCAACCCUCCCCAAGCCUGUAUUCUUGCUGUGGGAGGGUCGGAAAAGAGACUACUGCCAGCAGACAACGAGAAAGGGUUUGAUGUAGCCAGCAUGAUGUCUGUGACGCUGAGCUGUGACCAUCGGGUGGUGGAUGGGGCAGUGGGUGCCCAGUGGCUGGCAGAGUUCCGUAAAUUCCUUGAGAAGCCCGUCACCAUGCUCCUGUGAACAGUGGAUGCCGGGACUCGCUUCUGGAAAAACACCAAGGACACUUGAGACUUGAAGAGACCUUAUAAAUAUAGGGUUUCACUCUUAUUGUUUAGAAAAUAACUGUAACGACCUCACUUCACCUCUAUUUUCCCUUUUUUGCAAACUGAUAUAUUCAUUUAUUGUGUAUAUUUAUUAAGUGUUUAUUUUCUCAGAGCCAGAAAAUCAUCAAACAUCAAAACUUACAUGUUAGAGUGGAAAUCCAUUUAAUGAAUUACGAGAAUCAGCUGAUGAAACUGGUAUAGCUACAGUAUAUUUUUGUCUCGUUUAACAGAAUACUUGUUACAAGAAACUCCAGUCUGUACAUUUCCUCAGCAGCUAUCAUUUUAGGUAGAGGGGUAAGUUUUUGUUACUUUGCACAUGCCAUGACACUUCCAUAUUUUGACACAUAUUAUUGUUUAAUGGUUACAUAUAGCAUGCAUUUGUCCCACUGUUAUUCCAUUACUACACAUGUGGGGCAACAGAGAGCAGUGGCUCUACUCUACUGUAGCUCUUGGCUUAUAUGGGCAGCCACAGAAAGAGUCCACAUUUGAAAUGCGAUUGCAAUGUCAAUGUUGAUUAAUUUCAUACAACAUUUUCUACUCCAGUCAGAGCACAAGGUGCCUUGCUCCUUUCUCUGUCAAUUGCGAUGUUUUCUUUUUUAUGUUAUUUUAUUUUAUCUUCAUGUUGAAACGCACAACAAGCAGAACAUUGUGAACUGCAGUCAAAUACACUUAACAAUUAUAAAAUAUGUAGGUCAAAGUGUAAUGUACAUAUUUUGAAUAUGAAAUUUAGAGUGAAAGAAAUAUAUAAAGUUGCAAGCUUUGCUUAAGGGAACAAACAUAAUAUUCCAGCUGAGAACUUAAUGGGAGGAACAUACAUGGCAAAGAAAUUGUGGUCAUAUGUAUUAUUUUUCCAAAAAAUACAUCGGAAAGUUUAUGAGAAAUAAUAAAAGUGUGGAUUAUUAACUGCAA
Alosa sapidissima (American shad) is the source of this 3250-nucleotide messenger RNA. Its product is annotated as dihydrolipoyllysine-residue acetyltransferase component of pyruvate dehydrogenase complex, mitochondrial-like. The record is from RefSeq and is a predicted model, not a curated record. The transcript has 14 exons. Bases 339 to 2258 code for a protein of 639 amino acids. Gene Ontology annotation, biological process: pyruvate decarboxylation to acetyl-CoA. Lineage: Eukaryota; Metazoa; Chordata; Actinopteri; Clupeiformes; Clupeidae. Gene Ontology annotation, cellular component: pyruvate dehydrogenase complex. Gene Ontology annotation, molecular function: dihydrolipoyllysine-residue acetyltransferase activity.